Messenger RNA from Echinops telfairi (small Madagascar hedgehog), 5733 nucleotides. It is a transcript of the gene ATN1, whose product is annotated as atrophin 1. The coding region runs from base 2142 to 5651 and encodes 1169 amino acids. Gene Ontology annotation, cellular component: nucleus. NCBI's taxonomy places the organism in Eukaryota, Metazoa, Chordata, Mammalia, Afrosoricida, Tenrecidae. Gene Ontology annotation, molecular function: transcription corepressor activity. The transcript has 9 exons. The record is from RefSeq and is a predicted model, not a curated record.
UUUAAGUGGAUCAGCAAGGCUUUUUUCUGGGUGGACGCAAACUUAAUUUUCCUUGUUUUUCUCCUGUUUCUCACAACCCUUUCGCAGCUUCCCAGUCCAGUCGACCACUUUCCCUUUGCAGUCAGGUAAUCGAGGUGAAUGUGUUGUGUGUUGCGAGGCACGUAGGUGCUCUGUAAAUGUUAGCUAAAGUGAUUGGCUGCUCUGGCGAGGAGCGUAGUCCAACUCGUUGGAUCCAGAAACAAGUUCCAGCUUCAGAAACAUCCAUGCAAUCCAACCGGAGCCCGCCUUCUCUCUCCCCAUCCACCUACCUUUCUGUGACCGCUUGCUUCUCCUCAGUGUCACUUUAGCUAAUUGUAUCAGACUCCAACUGAUGCAGAAAAGUUGAGUGGCAAGGAUUGCCCUGUUCUUCAAGGACCUUCCUGUGUUUCUCGUGACUUUCUGGAUCCCCUGACUGGUUCGGUGAACCGGUUCUGUGAUUGGAGGAAAGAUGGGCACCCAGCUCGAGAGAGGCUGACAGAUUACAGCCACUCACAGCCAUCUUUGUUGGGCUUUGGCUUCGUUUUUUUUCUCCCUUGUGUUAGAUGAGGGUCUGUCCUUUGCGUUUGGGGGGUUGACAGUAUUUUCAAACUAGUCUACAUAACUACUCAAACAUGUGGCAGUAGUUAUAGUUGACCGAAACAAGAAAAAUAAAGUUCCACUAGGUAGAUAGAGCAUCAUUUGAAAACUCAGAAGUCCUGGGGCGCUAGACCAGCUAUUCUGUGAUUCAAAGAAAAUAGUUGUAAAGUUUCUGGAAAGGUCAUGUUCACCCCGUGCCUGUUGACUUCAGAAGUGGACCUGAAUAAGAAUUCUUUUCAGUCUCCCUUGGGUAAAAAUGCUGUAGAGAGGAGAGAUGCCAUUUACCUAGCCAGCCUCCUACCUCACAGUAGAUGUGGAAGCCUCCUUGGUUCCCGUUGAGGCAGGCCGCACUUAAGUCAAGACUGCCGACUGUGGUGGGUUCAAAGGUCAAUAACAAGAAAGAACACCUGUAGAUACCAUUUGUGGAGGGUGUUCACAGGGGAAAUCAGUAAGAAAUUGCUUCCAAAAGAUAACAAACGAGUGCAAAUGAAGAGUUGGACACUCACUCACUCACUCUGUUAUUUGGAGUUAGCUAGGUUUGGUUUGGGAUUAAUAGGCCUGUGCUUCCUUUGUACUGUCCCCUGGAACAUUUCAGGGUCCCUCGCGUCUGAUGUGGGGAAAAAAAAUUCAGAUCUCUGGAACUGCUCUAGGCUUUCCGAGACUUGUCCCUGCUAGCUUCUGACGACAGUGCAGCAACUGUAGAAGAGUGAACAUGGGCUUUGAGGUCAGAGACAUGGGCUUGCUUCUGCUCCUGCCACCGUGGGGAGCUGGGCGAGACUCAUCCUUUGGGCCUCAGUUUCCUCCUCUAUCCAGUGGGAAUAACGAGCACACCAAUUUCUCCGGGUUAGUUGCGUUAAAUGAAGUUUUGUGUGUUCAAGGCUUGGUACUCCAGUUUCAUUACUUUCUACUUCCUGUGUAAAGAAAGCUCUGUGGAGUUUGUGUGCAUACAAAUAUUCCUGAGGGACCAUCCGGGUAAACCAGUACGAUCUUUCGGAUCGGGCUCAUAGUACUUCCUGAGUUUCCUGCCUUCCCCAGAGAACAGAGAGCAGUUUCUCUCUCCUGGGUGAAGUGUAGGGCUGCUAACUUCAAGAUUAUCAGUUCAAUCCCCCCAGCCACCCCAGAGGAGAAAGAUAAGGCUGUCUACUCCCGUAAAGAUUUUCAGUCUCAGAAAUCUCAUAAAGGGGCUGUUAGGAGUUUGGAUUGACUCACUGGAGGUGGGCUGGUUGGAUUUCUCUUUCACUUGUAGAUGAGCUGAGGUAGUCCCUGGGGCAAGGCAGCCAAAGUCCUUUGGGAAGCACAAUAGUAUUGCCUUAAGACUCUGCUAGCCAAUUUAGUGACCCUGAUGGUUUCCUUCUAGAGCCUUCACUGGAGGGAGAUCCUGCAAGGUCCAGGGGCCUACACUGGACACUUGGCGAGGCUGCUUCCUACUUCCCAGGCUACGGUUCUGGGAAACUUGAGGUGAAGUAGAGAAAUUUCUGUAUUCAGCUGCCCAGGCAGAGGAGAAUGGGGUCUCCACAGCCUGAAGAAUGAAGACACGACAGAAUAAAGACUCAAUGUCAAUGAGGAGUGGACGGAAGAAAGAGGCCCCUGGGCCCCGGGAAGAACUGAGAUCGAGGGGCCGGGCCUCCCCUGGAGGGGUCAGCACGUCCAGCAGUGAUGGCAAAGCGGAGAAAUCUAGGCAGUCAGCCAAGAAGGCCCGAGUAGAGGAAGCGUCUACCCCGAAGGUCAACAAACAGAGCCGGAGUGAGGAGAUCUCAGAGAGUGAAAGUGAGGAGACCAGUGCACCCAAAAAGACUAAAACGGAGCAGGAACUCCCUCGGCCACAGUCUCCCUCGGACUUGGACAGCUUAGAUGGGCGGAGCCUCAACGACGAUGGCAGCAGUGACCCUAGGGACAUUGACCAGGACAACCGCAGCACCUCCCCCAGCAUCUACAGCCCUGGAAGUGUGGAGAACGACUCCGACUCGUCCUCGGGCUUGUCCCAGGGCCCAGCCCGCCCCUACCACCCACCUCCACUCUUUCCUCCGUCCCCUCCCCCGGCCGACGGCACCCCCCGACAGCCAGAGCCUAGCUUUGAACCCCACCCUCCUGUGGCACCCACUGGGUAUCAUGCUCCCAUGGAGCCCCCUGCAUCUCGAAUGUUCCAGGCUCCUCCUGGAGCCCCUCCUCACCCACCACUCUACCCUGCCGGAGCUGGUGGAGGCGUUCUGUCAGGACCUCCAAUGGGUCCUAAGGGGGCAGGGGCAGCCUCUUCAGCAGGGGCCCCCAGUGGGGGUAAGCAACACCCUCCACCCACCACCCCCAUUUCACUAUCAAGCUCCGGGGCUGGUGGUGCUCCACCAACUAAACCGCCUCCCACUCCAGUGGGUACUGGGAGUCUAUCCUCUGCUCCUCCACCAGCCACUUUCCCCCAUGUGGCACCAAAUCUGCCCCCGCCACCUGCCCUGAGGCCGCUUAACAAUGCAUCAGCCUCUCCUCCUGGCCUAGGUGCUCAGCCACUCCCUGGGCAUAUGCCUUCCCCCCACGCCAUGGGGCAGGGUAUCGGUGGACCAGAGAAAGGCCCAACCUUGGCCCCUUCGCCCCACCCUCUGCCCCCCACUUCCUCUUCUGCGGCCGCUCCCCCUCUGAGGUACCCUUACUCCUCCUCUAAUAGCUCUGCAGCAGCCUCUUCUUCCAGUUCUCCCUCUGCCUCACAGUACCCCGCUUCCCAGACAUUACCCAGUUACCCUCACGCCUUCCCUCCCCCAACAAGUCUCUCUGUUUCCAAUCAGCCACCCAAAUAUACCCAGCCUUCUCUCCCAUCCCAGGCUGUGUGGAGCCAGGGCCCCCCACCCCCUCCUCCCUACGGCCGCCUCUUAGCCAACAGCAAUGCUCACCCGGGCCCCUUCCCUCCUUCCACUGGGGGCCAAUCCACUGCCCACCCAACAGCCCCGGCACACCACCACCACCACCCCCCGCCGCAGCAGCAGCAGCAUCAUGGGAGCUCUGGACCCCCUCCACCUGGAACAUACCCCCACCCCAUAGAGGGCAAUGGCUCUCACCAUGCACACCCUUACGCCAUGUCGCCCUCCCUGGGGUCUCUGAGGCCCUACCCACCAGGGCCAGCACAUUUGCCCCCACCCCACAACCAGGUCUCCUACAGCCAAGGGGGCCCCACUGGCCCUCCAGCUUCUUCCUCCUCUUCCAACUCCUCUUCCUCUCAAGGGCCCUACCAAUGUUCACACCCCUCCCCUAACCAGGGCCCCCAAGGCACCCCCUACCCCUUCCCACCGGUGCCUCCAGUCACCACCUCCUCAGCUACCCUCUCCACUGUCAUUGCCACCGUGGCCUCCUCGCCAGCAAGCUACAAAACCGCUUCCCCUCCGGGCCCCCCACCAUAUGGAAAGAGGGCCCCAUCCCCUGGGGCUUACAAGACAGCCACCCCACCUGGAUAUAAGCCGGGGUCACCGCCCCUGUUCCGAACGGGGACCCCACCAGGCUAUCGAGGCGCCUCACCCCCCGCUGGCCCAGGGACCUUCAAGCCUGGCUCGCCCACAGUGGGGCCUGGGCCACUACCACCAGCGGGGCCCUCAAGCAUGGCCUCCCUGCCACCGCAGCCUGCAGCCCCUGCCUCAGGGCCCCCCCUAAGCGCCACGCAGAUCAAACAGGAGCCGGCUGAAGAAUACGAGCCCCCAGAGAGCCCGGUGCCGCCGGCCCGCAGCCCCUCGCCCCCUCCCAAGGUGGUGGACGUGCCCAGCCAUGCCAGUCAGUCUGCCAGGUUCAACAAACACCUGGACCGCGGCUUCAACUCGUGCGCGCGCAGCGACCUGUACUUCGUGCCGCUGGAGGGCUCCAAGCUGGCCAAGAAGCGGGCCGACCUGGUGGAGAAAGUGCGGCGCGAGGCCGAGCAGCGCGCGCGCGAGGAGAAGGAGCGCGAGCGCGAGCGCGAACGCGAGAAGGAGCGCGAGCGCGAGAAGGAGCGCGAGCUGGAGCGCAGCGUGAAGUUGGCCCAGGAGGGCCGCGCUCCAGUGGAGUGCCCGUCUCUGGGCCCGGUGCCCCAUCGCCCUCCAUUUGAGCCAGGCAGUGCUGUGGCUACAGUGCCCCCCUACCUGGGCCCCGACACUCCAGCCUUGCGCACGCUUAGCGAAUAUGCCCGGCCCCACGUCAUGUCUCCUGGAAACCGCAACCACCCAUUCUACGUGCCCCUGGGGGCAGUGGACCCAGGGCUCCUGGGUUACAAUGUCCCAGCUCUGUACAGCAGUGACCCAGCGGCCCGGGAGAGGGAGCGGGAAGCCCGCGAGCGAGACCUCCGAGACCGCCUGAAGCCUGGCUUCGAAGUGAAGCCCAGUGAGCUGGAGCCCCUCCACGGCGUCCCCGGGCCAGGCCUUGAUCCCUUCCCCCGACACGGGGGGCUGGCCCUGCAGCCCGGCCCACCAGGCCUGCACCCUUUCCCUUUCCAUCCGAGCCUGGGGCCCCUAGAGAGAGAGAGGCUAGCACUGGCGGCGGGGCCAGCCCUACGGCCUGACAUGUCAUAUGCCGAGCGGCUGGCAGCUGAGAGGCAGCACGCCGAAAGGGUGGCAGCGUUGGGCAAUGACCCACUGGCCAGGCUGCAGAUGCUCAACGUGACCCCCCAUCACCACCAGCAUUCCCACAUCCACUCGCACCUGCACCUGCACCAGCAGGAUGCUAUCCAUGCAGCCUCUGCCUCGGUGCACCCUCUCAUCGACCCCCUGGCUUCUGGGUCCCACCUUACUCGGAUCCCCUACCCAGCCGGGACCCUCCCCAACCCCCUUCUUCCUCAUCCUCUGCACGAGAACGAAGUUCUUCGUCACCAGCUCUUUGCCGCCCCCUACCGGGAUCUGCCGGCCUCCCUCUCUGCCCCUAUGUCCGCAGCUCACCAGCUGCAGGCCAUGCACGCACAGUCAGCUGAGCUGCAGCGCCUGGCACUGGAGCAGCAACAGUGGCUGCAUGCCCAUCACCCCCUGCACAGUGUGCCGCUGCCCGCCCAGGAGGACUACUACAGUCACCUGAAGAAGGAAAGCGACAAACCGCUGUAGGUCCUGGGACCAAGAGAGCUCCUGCACCUCGGAGGCAGCCCUCCCGCACACCACAAGGAGUCCAGAGAGGACACUGCCCAGU